UAAAGCUCCGCUCCUAUACAGCUAAAUGUCGAUUGAUUAUAUACAAUAAAGGAAUGCGCUGUCAUUUUCAUAGAAAACAAGAAAAAUGAAAAAAUUUUUAAAUGAAAUUUAUUUGUUUCAACGAUCUAAAUUUGUAAUGGCAACAGUAUACGACGAUUUAUUUUUGGAUAAAACACUAGUUCUGCUAUUUUCAUCUGAGGGUAUACGAGAAACGGAAAUAAAUUCUGUUUUAUUUAUUUUUCAACAUUCUGAGGAUAAGGACGAAAGACUGUUUAUAAAUAAAAAAUGGAAGAAGAUGAAGAGAGAAAUUUUGAGCGCGAGCGCAGAAGUACAAGUUCGCAAUCGAAUUCGUUUAAUUCCGCGAGAUCAUCAUCUCAACAUACGUUAUUCAACAGUUGUUUGGAAUUUGAAGAAAUAAAUAAAGAAAUGGAAACCACAAUAAUUGAAAAUCAAUUGAAUAAUCAGGCUCAUGGAUCAUUAUCGAAAUAUUGUGAAAUAAAACACGAGGAUUUAGAAGAUUGUGACCUAAAUGGUCAAGGUUCGGAACUGGAGGAUUUUAAUUUAUAUUUUCGUGAUAGAAUUCGUAAAAUUGAUUUUAUCCUCGUUUACGAUGAAUACGAUCAGGAUGCAUUGACUUAUAAAAAUCAAAAAUUCCGCAGGAAAUUCGAAGAAAAUUUAUCAGCUGAGGGUCUUGAAUUUGAAUAUGAGUUACCUGAGAAAAAUGGUUUGUGUUUUAUAAAAAUUCAUGCACCACGUGAUGUAUUGAGAAGAUAUGCGGAAAUUUUAAAACUUCGCCUACCAAUGAAAGAAAUAUCACGUUUAAAAACAUUACCAAUACGUGGUGCUGGUAAUAUGAUAAUCGAUGAAGUAAAUUCAAUUUUUCAUCGUUUAAUGAAAAAAUAUUAUGUGAAUACAAUUAUUUUUCCAACAAUGAAACAUUGUUUCACAGCUGUUUAUAGUCGUGAUAAAGAAUAUUUAUUUGACAUUGAUUCACCGGAAUUUUUCACCUCAUCGACAAGAUCAAGAAUUGUUCAAUUUAUUCUUGAUAGAACUAAAUUUGAUGAAUUUGCUUUUGGAAUUGAGAGACUUAUUUCGGAAAAGGCGUACGACUCUGCAUAUCCAUUACACGAUGGCAAUUUAAAGAAUGAAAAUUCAAUGCGCUAUCUUUUGUACACUGAAUGGGCGAAUGUGAAAAAAUGUCUUCACUAUCAGCCAUUGGAUUAUGUGAAAGAAUAUUUUGGCGUGAAAAUUGGUUUAUAUUUCGCUUGGCUUGGAUUUUAUACUUAUAUGUUAAUACCAGCGAGUAUCGUUGGUCUUCUUUGUUUUUUAUACGGUUGUUUAACAAUCUAUUCAAAUGAACCAAGUGAGGAUAUUUGUAGUCGUAAUUUAUCAAUAAAAAUGUGUCCACUUUGUGAUCAUUAUUGCCGCUAUUGGGAUUUAAGCGAAACAUGUUUUCAUGCACGAGUCACUUAUUUAUUUGACAAUCCUGCAACUGUAUUUUUUGCCGUUUUCAUGUCAUUGUGGGCUACACUUUUUUUGGAGCUAUGGAAAAAAUAUUCAGCUGAAAUUACUCAUCGAUGGGAUUUGACGAGUAUAGACGUUCAUGAGGAACAUCCACGACCACAAUAUUUGGCACGUCUCGCUCAUGUGAAGAAAAAAAAAGUGAAUUUAAUCACCGAUUCAAUUGAGCCAAAAGUUCCUUUUUGGAAAGUUAAAUUGCCAGCUACAAUUUUUAGUUUUUCGGUAAUUUUAUUGUUGAUAGCAGUGGCAAUGGCUGCUGUUUUAGGUGUGGUUUUAUAUAGAAUAUCAGUUCUAUCAGCCCUUAGUGUUUAUGGUCAUCCAUCAGUAACAAGUUACGCAAUUCUUUUUACAACAACAACUGCCGCUUGUAUUAAUUUAUGCUGUAUAAUUGUCUUCAAUUGGAUUUAUGUUUGGUUGGCGGAAUAUUUAACUGAGGUAGAACUACCACGAACGCAAACAGAAUUUGACGAUAGUUUAACGUUAAAAAUUUAUCUUCUUGAAUUUGUCAAUUAUUAUGCAUCAAUUUUUUAUAUAGCAUUCUUUAAGGGAAAAUUUGUUGGAUAUCCGGGGAAUUAUAAUCUUUUUUUUAAAAAUCGUCAAGAGGAAUGUGGACCCGGUGGUUGUUUAAUGGAACUUUGUAUUCAAUUGAGUAUAAUAAUGAUUGGAAAACAAGCAAUGAAUACAAUAUUAGAAAUGCUUUUUCCGUUAUUUUAUAAAUGGUUGAAUACAAUUAGAGUACAAAUGAGCUAUAAAGAGGAAAGAAAAAGUAGAAAAAAUUCGAUAAGAACAUUUCUUCCAUGGGUGAGAGAUUAUAAACUCGUUACAUGGGGACAAAGAAGUUUAUUUCCUGAAUAUUUAGAAAUGAUCUUGCAAUAUGGAUUUGUAACUAUUUUUGUUGCCGCUUUUCCUCUGGCACCAUUUUUCGCAUUAAUUAAUAAUAUUUUAGAAAUGCGAUUAGAUGCACGAAAACUUUUGACAUUAUAUCGACGACCCGUGGGACAACGAGUUCGAAACAUUGGAAUUUGGUACAAAAUUUUAGAUUCUGUCUCAAAACUUUCGGCUGUUACAAAUGCUUUUAUUCUUGCCUUCACAUCAAAUUUUAUACCACGUUUGGUUUAUCGAUUAACAAUCUCUGAAGAUUAUUCAUUGAAAGGAUUUUUACAGCAUUCACUGUCAAAUUUCAAUACCAGCGAAUUUAAAGAAGAAUCGCGACCAAUUAUUGAAAUUAAUAAUAAACAUACAAAUAGUUGUUAUUAUCCAGAUUAUCGUCAACCACCGGGUUCAAUUAAUAAAUAUGAAUAUACAAAUUUAUUUUGGCAUAUUUUAGCAGCAAGACUUGCAUUUGUGGUUGUAUUUGAGAAUGUAGUCGCACUAGUCAUGAUUCUAGUCAGAUGGAUUAUUCCCGAUAUGAGUAAUCAACUUCGCACGCGAAUUCGUCGGGAAAUUUAUAUAACAAAUGAAAUUAUAAUUCAACACGAGGCUCAAAGAGCUUGUGGACGAUUAAAUAUAUCAAAAGAUCAAUGGAAUCGUGUUAUUCGAGAAUCAAUGUCAGAUCUCGAUUUGGAAGUUCAAUUAAAAUCGAAUAUUUAAAUUCUCUUCUUUUUGGAUAUAGUUUCCUUAAUAUUCUCAUUGAGAAAUAAAAUUUUUACAAAAUGUAUCAAUUUAUUUUUACAAGGAAAAAAUUGCAAUGGAUCCAAAAGAACAAAAAAAAAAAAAAAAUACAUAAUUUGACAAUGAAAAUCUUAAAGAAAAUUAAGAUAAACGGAGAAGAAUUGACUUGAGUAAACAAACAAUAUAAAGAAAAGAACUAGCACAAAACGAAUUUUAAGAUAAAUAUAAAAACAAAAUAAAUGUGCAACUUAUUUGCAAAAAAUAAUGCAAUUAAAAAAAUUGCAAUUUACAAAAAGUAAUAGUAAAAGUGUGGAAAAUUAUAUUUCUAAAAUUAUUACAGAAAAAAUUAACAAUUUUACUAAAAAUGAAAUUUAAACAAUGACAGUAAAAAUUGAUUAAUUUGUGAUCUUUCUCUUUAGAACUCAAGACUGACUAAUUUUGUUUUAAAAUAUCUAUUUUUAUAAGCACAUUGCUUGAAAAUGUUUCUACGAAACGAAAAUUAAAGAUUAGACUUGUCUUUUUUUCCAUAAAUCCUAUAUCUUACAGAAUUCAAUAAAAAUUAGCUUUAAUAGUUUUUUUCUACAACAUUGUAAAAAAAAAAAAUUCCACCACUGAUGUUUCGUAUGAAAAUGUAACAAUUUAAUUUAAAUUCUUAAAUUAGAUAAAAUAAAUAUCGUUUCUUUCAUUCAGGUCACUGCGAUUAUUUUCUUAAUUAUAAUAAUAUUCACAAAACAAAAAAAAAAAAAAAUGUUUUUCUCACUGUAUUAUUAUAUCGAUUAUUGAAUUAAUCGUUCAUGCGUUUUUUUUUUGAACUUAAAGACUGAUGAUUCGAAUUUCAGGCCAAAAGUUGUUAUUUUUCUGCGGUUGCCUAUUAAUAAUUGUCAUUUUAUCGAAGUUGUAAUAUUAUCCAAGUGAUAAUAGAAUAUUUAUAUUAUAUAAUUUCAUUAAAAUAAAAUAUUUUCGAAAUUAUCUUCAUUCAUUCAUAUUUUACCUAUUUUGGUUCAUUUUCCUCAUUUUGAUUAUUAUUUAAUUGUUUUUAAAAUUUUUCUCCUAAUGGUGUUUUAGUAAAAGACCAAAUUUUCAUUAAAAAAAUUUGUGAGGUAGAAGAAAAUUGGUCAUUUAGGCAAAUUUUUUUUUUUUUUU
Leptopilina boulardi is the source of this 4275-nucleotide messenger RNA. Its product is annotated as anoctamin-1-like. Gene Ontology annotation, biological process: chloride transmembrane transport. Lineage: Eukaryota; Metazoa; Arthropoda; Insecta; Hymenoptera; Figitidae. The record is from RefSeq and is a predicted model, not a curated record. Gene Ontology annotation, molecular function: chloride channel activity; protein dimerization activity. Gene Ontology annotation, cellular component: plasma membrane. Bases 286 to 3111 code for a protein of 941 amino acids. The transcript has 12 exons.